AUGUAUACGGAAAUCGAAGAAAGUGACGAUGACUACGCCAAGGCUAAAUUGAAAGAAUCAGCAGACUUUUGUAGGAAAUUUUCUUUUUUCAAUGUAUCGGCAUCGUUUCUAGAUCUUAUCGGUACAAUGUCACAUCCAAUUUUAACGGGAACAAGAACACAUCCGUUUGGCGUCGCUUUACCGGGCACUGAUUACACGGCAUCACCAUACUAUGAACUGUAUUACAUACUACAGCUACAUACUCCGAUAACUCUUAGCGUCCUGUACAUGGUUUUUGUUAGUUUCUUUGUGACAUUUGCUUCGUUUGGCAAAACAUCCCUGAAUAUUUUACAACAUCGUUUGAAGCUAAUUUUUGAAAAUUACGAAGACGAUGCAAUACGUCUGGAAGCUUUAAAACAAUGUGCCAGAUAUUAUGAUCGGGUGGCAAGAUUCGUCAAAGUGUUCGAUGAAAUGGUAACAUACGUUAUUCUUGGUGAGUUUUUGCUAUUCGGUGCAAUUAUAUGCUCGCUGCUAUUCUGCAUAAAUAUAAUUGAUACAAUGGCCCAAUUCGUUUCUAUAAUAAUGUAUGUCGGUACCAUGUUAUAUGUUUUAUUUGCCUGUUACUACAGUGCCAAUGAAAUGCUUGAAGAGAGCAUGAAAGUCUCCGAAGCAGCAUAUUCUAUACCGUGGUAUGAGGGUACUACACAAUUUCGCAAAACUCUUCUAUUGUUCAUACAAAGAACCCAGAAGCCAUUGUGUCUAACUGUUGGUAAUGUCUAUCCAAUGACGUUGCUUAUCUUUCAGUCAUUGUUGAAUAUGUCCUACUCUUACUUUACCAUGUUGCGCGGUUUAAAUAUCCAAUAAAGAGUUGCACUUCGGCUGCAAGGCAAUGGACA
Musca vetustissima is the source of this 875-nucleotide messenger RNA. RefSeq names its product odorant receptor 43a-like. Lineage: Eukaryota; Metazoa; Arthropoda; Insecta; Diptera; Muscidae. The transcript has 7 exons. Gene Ontology annotation, cellular component: plasma membrane. Gene Ontology annotation, biological process: detection of chemical stimulus involved in sensory perception of smell; sensory perception of smell. The record is from RefSeq and is a predicted model, not a curated record. Bases 1 to 843 code for a protein of 280 amino acids. Gene Ontology annotation, molecular function: odorant binding; olfactory receptor activity.